AUGUCGCUCACGUGUAAUCAGUCUGGGACAUCUCUUCCAAAGUCUUCUUCAGGACACAAGGUCGAUUCGAAGGAAAGUGCUCGUAAGAAAGCUCGAAUCGAUAGAGAGAGCGAGCUCGAAUCUCUGAUGGUCGACAUUUGUCUGAAGAAGAUUGAGCAGACAGAACAAAGCCGAGCUCAACUAACCAAAUCAGCCCGCGACAUCAUGACAAAUGAUCUUAAGAACAUAUUUUACAAGCUCAAAAGUGUCAAUGAAGAAGGCUACACUGCACAUAUUCAGCACCUCGACGCUGCAUGCGUUUCAUUGGCAGAUUUGAAAGCUAGAAAGAUAAACCACACAAGCAACAGUAAAAUCGGCCAAACUGAACUCGACGCCGCUCAGCAAGAAGUCCGAAAAGCAGUCCUCAACUUCUUCGACCGCAAUGGUCUCCUCAGAUUACAUGCACUGCUCAAAGGCAAUGGACGGUGGCAAGCGCUUCUGCGUGGCCUUGCACUGCCACUCACUGGUCUCAGAAACCUUGACGCCAACCUGAGAUUUCAGAAGAACGACAUCGAACGGCAACUAAAGUCCGAGGUUUCCGAUCUUCUUGCAUGGCUCACUCCGUGCGAGGUUCAUACCUCUGUCCCAUCGUCUACCAGCUACAGCAACACCUCGACACGAAACAACGACAAGAUCGUUGUGGAAACUCAACUCGACGAGCAAAGGACGCAACGGAAAGCAGAUCUCGCCACGCUUCGAAUGCAUGGUGACCAAGCUGGUAACCUGCGAAGUGCAAAGGGCCAGGUAUCGAGUUUGCAUAAUGAUCAUGCACAGCAGCAGCAGCAGCAGCCAGUAUCUAACUCUAUCGUCCUGUACGCCCUCAGUGACGCUCACUUCAAAGAUUUACUUGCACAAAGUUCGUCGACGGGCAAUGCUAAAGCCAGCACUACAAAGGCUGAUCAGACAUGCCCUGAACUUCCCAAUGCGAUCGAAAGUUUCGUCGAGCACCAAGGACAAGAGUCUGCUCUCCCUGCAAACAUCCAGACUGCUGGCCCUGAGACACAGUGGGGAUCAAACCAGAACACGGCCAUGGUAUUAGCUCGAUCUGUACCGCAACAGAUGGCUGAUGUUCGCGCUGCAGAAGAGCUGAAACAGAAAACAGCCACUCUAUCCAAGCUCCAGGCAUAUGGUCAGGCUUAUAGCAUCGUUAUCGGCCAAUUGAAAGACGCACAGAAUGGUGGUCCCACCCCCACAUUCGUCGAAGACCUCCAGAUGCCAGAUGCGGAAGCCUGCUACUACAGACUUGAGAGUCUGUGGAACAGAGUACUGCAAGCGAUCAAUGACCGUAGUGUUGAACAUCUGCGGGCCAACAUUGACUUAUUCUACGCCUUCGCCAUCUGUAUGCGUGAGGCUCAUUGUCUCCUACGAGUGCUGCACUAUUAUGGGUACGACGUCUCGCAGUUGGUCGAAACUGGGUGGGAUCUGGUUGGCAUGCGCCGCUUGCAGUCUGAACUGGUGGAUUUUGCUCAUGAAGAACCUUUCAUAUGGUCGAAGCCAGACGUGGACGCAAUCUGUACGGCUUUGCAGGCCGCAUAUAACGAGCAAGCGCUGUCGACAGGUUCACAGCCGCCUCGUUUCGCGGCAGCGAUUGGGUCAUCUCAGGAGCCAGAGGUACUGGCUGAAAUAGAGCAACAUCUUGGUCAAGUCGUACAACAGCCAUCUAUCGUUCAACCAGUAUACUAUCCGCGGCAAGUACCCGUUGCUGUGCCCUGUGUGCAACCUCCAGUCGGCUACACCAAUCACCAAGCUCCUACCACAAACCCCCUUCCACACUAUGCAGACACUGCUGAACACGAAGUGAUGAAAAUUGACCAGACCUCCCAAAUCUGCCCGUUCUUCCAGGACAGAGGCUGUACGAAAGUGGGCGACGCACGCCGACCAUGUAAAUACGACCAUCCCGAGAGUAUGAAGUACGAAGUCUUUUGCCCAACCCUGAUGCAAGGUUCUCCAUGUCAAUUUGGAGACGAGGGGUGUCGAUACAGACAUAACGGGCUUCAUGGGAAUCAUGUCAAUAUUCCACAACCUCAGGCUCAGCCUUUUGCCAACGUUGGAGCAGUCGCACUCGCCAACACGACGAUACCUGGCGGAACGGCUCCAAACGGUAAGCAACGGGAUCCUGCACUGGAGGGUAGCUAUUGUCGGGCUCACCAGAAAGGCCACUGUCGAAAAGGUGAUCACUGCUCCUGGCUGCAUGACAUAUCACCACAUGGACUCCUCUAUCAGAACGCCGCGCAGGUGCCCGUAGGACCGCUUCAUCCUCAGUCCAACUUCACAGCUGAGAACUAUUUCCAAAAUGGCAGGCUUGGGGCUCAGUCUGCAAUUCCACAAGUACUAGAAACAAAAAGUCCAUGUCGACACCUUGCGAGGGGCUCUUGCAGGUACCCUGACGACUUGUGCAAGUAUAGCCACGAUCCUGCGGUUUUUGCGAGUCACGGCAUGGUAUUACCCCAACCCCUACAGCAACCACUCGGAGAUGCUACGAUGGGAGCCGCAGCAUCCAAUGGUGACAAUACGAACCCGAUCAAAACCAGCCGGCCGCCUCGAUCCGAGAUGCCAUGCAGAAACGAGAAGAACGGGCGCCUCUGCUCCAAACCAACCUGUUGGUUCAUGCACGUGAACCCAGAAUCCGCAGCCUACGCAGACACCGACGGCUACGCAGCCGGCGACGAAAUGGGCCAGCCACAGCAGCCACUCUCAAACCGCGCGCAACUAAACACCAGCCGUGGGAGGGGCGGUCGUGGAAGAGGCGGCCCCCACGGGAAGGACUUUGCAUACAACCCGCAACAGCCCCUGACGUUCCAGCAGCUCCCCCAAACGCAGACCCCAGCAGACGCACGAGCUCGACUCGAACAAUUCCUGCUCAACAGCGCGCCUCCCAAUGUCCCGCUGCCUCUGCAAAGCAACCAGCCGAGCAAUCGCACGCGCGGGAAUACAGGCCGUGGGAACAACGCUCGCGGGAGCAACCGUGGAAACGCCAGCGGCAUUCAGCAUGCUGGCGACCAGAGAUCUGGGAACGGAUACAGCCGUGGUGGUCACAAUGGAUUUACCAACGGCCGCAUCAACAGCAGCCGCGGUGGCUAUCGUGGCGGGCGCGGGGGUCAGGCGGGAAUUCACGAUCGCGGGAAUGUUCAGGGUGGCGGUACUAGUAUUCGCGGUGGCGGUGUUCAGGUUGCAUAUGCGGCGUCGACGGGAAGCGGAGGCUUGUGA
This is a messenger RNA of Ascochyta rabiei, 3246 nucleotides long. RefSeq lists its product as uncharacterized. The record is from RefSeq and is a predicted model, not a curated record. The coding region runs from base 1 to 3246 and encodes 1081 amino acids. Lineage: Eukaryota; Fungi; Ascomycota; Dothideomycetes; Pleosporales; Didymellaceae. The transcript is spliced from 3 exons. Gene Ontology annotation, molecular function: metal ion binding.